AGGCUCGGGUCAAUACUUCCGGCCGCUGCCUUGCCGGUCCUCUUCGAACCCGACCCGGAGAAAUAUCUUAUGUCCUUAUUCCUUGUUGCCGUGGGGAAAACCUCGAUCCGCUCCAAGAAUAUCUCCCCCAAAAUACUCGAUACUCGAUAGCGCGUAUUCUUCACGGCGCAAGGGCGAUGGGGAUCAUCGGGAAUCUCAGCUCCGAUCAACUCAACUUCUUCAAUUCCAAUGGGUAUCUGGUGCUCGAAUCCUUCUCCAGCCCCGACGAGGUCAAAGAGAUGAGGGAUAGGAUGACCGAGCUGCUCCAGGGGUUCGACGGCUCCGACACUUCGAUCUUCUCCACGAUCAACCAGCAACAGUUGACGAAUGAUUACUUCUUCGAGAGUGCCGAGAAGAUCUCCUUUUUCUUUGAAGAAAAGGCAUUUGGAGACGAUGGAUGCUUGAAACAGCCAAAGGAAUUAUCUAUUAAUAAAGUCGGCCAUGCUCUCCAUGAACUUGAUCCUGUUUUCAAAAAAAAUUCAUCCUCAGAGAAAAUUUCUAGUAUGCUUUUUUCAUUGGGUUACAAGAGACCUGUGGUUAUUCAGUCGAUGUACAUAUUUAAGCAACCAGGCAUUGGUGGAGAAGUGGUACCUCACCAGGAUAACUCAUUUCUCUACACCGAACCUCGAUCAUGCACAGGGCUGUGGCUAGCACUGGAAGAUGCUAACAUUACUAAUGGUUGCCUCUGGGCCAUCCCUGGCUCCCAUAAGGAUGGCUUAGUGAGGAGGUUUAUUAGAGAUGAAAAUGGGGUUCACUUUGAUCGUCCUUUGCCAUCCUUUGAUCGGAAGGAAUUUGUUCCUAUAGAAGUUAAAGCAGGCUCUUUGGUGGUUAUACAUGGUGACCUUAUACAUCAAAGCUUCGAGAAUAAGUCCUCCAGCUCAAGACACGCCUUAAGCUUGCAUGUGGUGGAUACUGAUGGAUUUAUAUGGGCCAAGGAUAACUGGAUAAGAAGAAAUGUAGAACCAGAACCCCUUUAUGUUUCUUGAUUCAAGCACUGUGGCAGCAAAAAUCCUGUACAUGUUACUCCCCGUGGCUAUUGUGGUACGUGAUGGAACCAUGUCCAGAAAAAGAUGUUUCUGCUAGUCUUCACUCCAAGUGACAUGUUGAUCCAUUUCUUUAACAUGGAGACUGACUGGUGAUGACUCUUCUAAAAUGAUUAAAUCUUCUUAUGCAAACAAUUUUAAAAAUAAGAAAAACAGGUGUAAUAUACUUGUUUGCUGGGCAUGUAUGUUGAGAUGUCCUUGGUACAACAUGUUUUGAACAAGAAUACUCUUCUAAAGGUAUACACAUAUUUCAUGCUAGCUAA
Messenger RNA from Phoenix dactylifera (date palm), 1345 nucleotides. It is a transcript of the gene PAHX, whose product is annotated as phytanoyl-CoA dioxygenase (PhyH) family protein. Lineage: Eukaryota; Viridiplantae; Streptophyta; Magnoliopsida; Arecales; Arecaceae. Gene Ontology annotation, molecular function: phytanoyl-CoA dioxygenase activity. The record is from RefSeq and is a predicted model, not a curated record.